AUGCAACUAUUCUCUUGGCCCCGAUCACAGCUUUUGGAAAUCGGUGACCAAAGCUGGUGCCCCUCCUGGCUUCACCAACACGAGCAACUAGUUCUCACCCAACUGUGGAAUCUCCGAGUCCCCUGGUGGAGCCGUGGAAGUCUCGCGAAACAGGCAUGCGCAGUGUUCAAAGAACACCUGAAAGAUCUUUCCUUAUACACAGUUCUGGACAUAUGUGCUGGUGCUGGCGGACCUACUCCAGUCCUUGAAUCAGAGCUUAAUAAAGAACUCGAGUCUGAGGGCAAGGGUCCUGUUCAGUUUGUUUUGACUGACCUUUAUCCCCAUAUUGAAGAGUGGGAGCGGAUUUCGAAGAAGCAGCAGAAUGUCACAUACAUCGAGAGUCCGGUAGAUGCUCGAGCUGUUCCUCGAUUUGCAUCCAGAAAAGAGUGCCGGAUCUUCAAUAUCUGUUUCCACCACUUUGGAGAUGACGAUGCAGCGGGAAUUCUGAAGAAUGCAAUUGAGUCCGCUGACUCUUUUAUAAUGGGUACCCAAUCAGCGCACACCUCAGGUAUUCAUAGUCUCCCAGUUGAACUAAUAGCGGACAUUGCACAAUAUACCGACUCUCCUGGUCUCUGUGCUCUUCGGCUUACCUGCCGAGCGCUGUACCAGAGCAGCCUUCGCUAUUUUGCACAAACUUGUGUACAGACAAUAAAGACAGAUCUUACACCAACAUCACUUGCCCGACUAGAGCAAGUAGCCAACAAUGAAUUUUACGGCCCCUAUGUCCGCAAGUUAGAGAUCGUCAGGAAUUCAAAAUGUUCUUCGGAACCAUGCUCCUUGAAUAUCACACAAGACGAAACAUACGUUCAAUCGUGGCGCGAUGUGAUGAAACGCCUGGUGAACUGCCGAUCCUUCGAGCUAUACUAUUCAACAUAUACAACCCCGUGUCCAGACAGCGACGGCAUCACGCUUGAUUGGGCUAGUGGUUUCAUUCUCGAAGCCAUAUGCACAGAGCAAAUUCCGAUGGAAAGUUUCUUGAUAGAAAUCAUGAAAUACAGAGACAGAUGGGAACACUAUAACAUAGAGCAAUUUGGUAUUGCCACUUUUGGGAUCCCGGCCUUUUCCCAUCUCAGGGUACUGAGCCUUGUGAUCCCGGAUGCCGAGACUGAGACUAUUAAUUGGAUGGCGAAAAUGAUCCAAGGUGCCAAAUCUCUCAGAAAACUAGAGAUCCUUUUCAACUGGAAGUGCGAAUCAACUUCACUUCUCUCUCAGCUUUCGUCGGUUGGAUGUCUGCCGGAACUACAAGAGUUGACAUUCUCGCGGAUGUCAUUCGACUCUUCGGCUGCUUUGGGCAUCUUCCUUUACAGUAUCCGAAAGUCUCUUCGCUCUGUGACUUUUUCUACUGUGGUACUGGAGGCUGGGGGCUGGCGAUCCAUUCUCCGCGAGUUGGGUCGAGGUUUGUACCAGCUUGACAGUUUGGUUCUGAAUCGUGUGUUAGAACCUAAUGUGUUUGUGAGCUUUCGGAAGAUUCCAGAGUACGCACUUGAAAUAAGUUGUCUAGACAAGAGGCUAUACCGUCCGUACCCUUGGUGCCUUGCUGGCCGGGAUGAUGUGGGCUUCAGCUACUCAGGUCCGGAUCUCAAACAGGUUGUACGGAAAGUGGCUGCCCUUGUGGAGGUACCUUAA
Penicillium griseofulvum is the source of this 1665-nucleotide messenger RNA. RefSeq lists its product as uncharacterized. Gene Ontology annotation, molecular function: protein binding. The transcript has 2 exons. The coding region runs from base 1 to 1665 and encodes 554 amino acids. NCBI's taxonomy places the organism in Eukaryota, Fungi, Ascomycota, Eurotiomycetes, Eurotiales, Aspergillaceae. The record is from RefSeq and is a predicted model, not a curated record.